Malaya genurostris is the source of this 1520-nucleotide messenger RNA. RefSeq lists its product as uncharacterized. The record is from RefSeq and is a predicted model, not a curated record. Bases 222 to 1349 code for a protein of 375 amino acids. Gene Ontology annotation, molecular function: hydrolase activity. Gene Ontology annotation, cellular component: endoplasmic reticulum. Lineage: Eukaryota; Metazoa; Arthropoda; Insecta; Diptera; Culicidae. The transcript has 6 exons. Gene Ontology annotation, biological process: GPI anchor biosynthetic process.
GCUACCGAUGCAUUGCAGCUGUCAGUGCAGUUUGCAUCGGACAAGUGACUUGUCGGUUUGUUUAUUUACCUACUUGUUCAGUAUCGAGACAUCAUCCUUUUCUCAAAUAAGCUGCAAUCGAUUGAGGCUUUCUGCGGGAUCGAAUAUCACCUAUCCGUGAACCGAGGGCUUGUGGUACGAAGACGAAGUAUGACGUGCUAUUUUCGGGCUUCAGGCAGACAAUGGCAACAUAUUCACUGUCCAGAAUGAGAAAGAAAUUUAUGAGACUGCACCCAGUAUGGCGUGUUUAUUGCAUGGUACUCAUAAUCCUUAUCCUGUACAACGAAGUGUUCAUUUACAUUCUACAAAAGUUCAAAUGGUCGAACAUCUACUGUAAGAAAGAAAAUUGCCUGCGAAUGUUGCUGGUUGGAGAUCCCCAGAUUUUGGGUAAAUCCUUCGACACUAAUUUCUAUGCCGGGAUGGCUAAUUACGACUCGGAUCGGUACUUGGCUUGGUACUACGAAAAAGCUAUCGAACACGUGAGGCCCGAUGUUAUAUGCUUUCUAGGAGAUCUGAUGGACGAAGGCACUACCACCAAUGAGGAGUAUUUUAAGGAGUAUUACGAGCGAUUCGGGGUGAUCUUCCCCACGCAUCCAAACGCAAAGACGAUUUACGUACCGGGUGACAACGACAUCGGUGGCGAAGCUGGCGAGGAGGUAAAACCGUCGAUAGUGCGACGGUUUCGACAGUAUUUCAGUGAAAAACCGGCUUGGAUCAUCAACGAGAAUGUUACCAUAUACAAUAUCAACCGAAUUACUCAUGAGAUGCUAAUGGACGACCCGCGAUUGACCAACGAUAUUCAGCCGGAUGUGUCGGAUCAGUAUAUCAGAAUAUUUCUAAGCCACAUGCCCUUUUUGAGUGUACCAGGCUCAUUUACUUAUGAUGCAAUCGGAAGACUUAAACCGAACGUAAUAUUCUCCGGACACCUGCAUUCCUCGCGGUACGUCCGAAUACACCGGAAGCAUCUGCGGUCAGCCACGUAUAUGCCACUCAGUGGUGACAAGAAGACUGCCUACAAGGUGCACAGUUUUAACCUACGCUACCAUCAGGAUACACAGGAACUGCUGGAAAUCGUAAUCCCGACCAGUUCCUAUCGGAUGGGAGUGCCGGAUAUUGGUUAUGGUUUCGCUGUCAUAGAUGGCACCACGCUACUUUACACGGUUCUCUGGACCACUAAUCGCUUUCAUCAGCUGAUCUCCUAUGUGAUCGUUAUUUCCGUCCCACUGUUGUUCGUUUCACUGGCAGUGCUGGUCAAAAUUCUUCGGACAAUUUGCGUUUGCAGUAGAAAACGAUCAAAGUUACCCCUUUGAAGAUGAACUGAUUGUUAUCCUCGUACGUACGUAACUGCAGCAUUAAUAUCAGUAGAGAUUUUUCUUCACCCUAAGGAUCAAAGUGAUAGUCAUAGAUCAUUGCAAAUGUAAAGGUUUUCCAUACAAGUUCUUUUCACUUUUAUUGCAAUAAAUGUUUUUUUAACAGUUGUA